AUGGCGGAUGUCGAUCCCGGCUCCGAAGCAAAUCACCUCCCCGAAGCCGAGAAGGCCCCCAUGCAUACAAACAGUGAAGAAACUCCACCAACCUUGACAGAAGACAAGCCGACGUUUUCUGACGAGAAAACUGAAUGGCAAGAAGCGAAGGAGGAAAAAAGCCAAGAGAGCCCUUCAAGCCAAGCGGAGCAUGAAACGCAGGAGCAAGACGAAACUCAACAGGCAACAGCAGCGGGAGUAGCAGAGGCGGGUGACGAAGAUGAAGACAAGCCUGAAGUUCCACCAAAGGAUAACGAGGAUGACACCAAUGGCGCCAAAGUCGAACAGCAGCAAUUUAAUGCGCCGCCCGAGAUCCUGGAGCCGGAGCCCACGGGUGAGAAUGUGCCGGAUUCCCGAAUGCGAUCCGAUUCGAGGUCAACGACAGCUACUUUUGCGACCCAUCGAUCCAGCGUUGUCAGCUCUACCGUUUUCAUUGUGAACGCCCUAGACACAAUUGGUGCCUCCCGGGAAGCUCGGAGGAGCAAGGAUCUCGAGGAUGCCGUUCAAGUGGCAUUGAGCAACGUCAAGCAGUCCGACGGACAGCCUAUUGAUCCAGAGCUCAUCUUUCGGCCUCUUCAUUUAGCCAGCAAAACAUUGAAGCGAAGCCAGCCCGGAACAGCCCCUCUGAUUGAGCGAGCUAUCGAUGCAAUUUGCGAUUGCUUCGAGAAUGAAGCCACCCCGAAUGAGAUCCAGCAGCAAAUUAUAAAGUCUCUUCUGGCAGCGGUUUUGAACGACAAGAUUGUCGUGCAUGGAGCUGGCCUCCUGAAAGCCGUCCGCCAGAUCUACAAUAUUUUCAUUUACUCCAAGUCAAGCCAGAAUCAGCAGAUUGCCCAGGGAUCACUGACUCAAAUGGUGAGUACGGUAUUUGACCGUGUUCGGGUUCGGUUGGACCUGAAGGAACUCCGUACUCGUGAGAUCGAGAAAGCCACCACCAGCCUCGAUGCCUCGGCUAGCGACCAAGGCCAGAUCUCCGAGGCCGCAUCAGUAUCUGUGGUGGACACAGACCAGCCUGUCACAAAGGAGCCCAAUGCCGAGAAGCUCACUUUGCAGAGCUUUGAGUCACCCAAAGAAGUGACCACUGUCAAUGACAAUGCGCCCACUACGGUGACUCGUGCGAAGCGAUCGGCCACGCGCUCCAUAUCUGGCAUCGCCGAAGAAAAGGAAGAUGACGGGUCGGCUGAGGAUGAAGUUGAUGAAAUUUACGUUAAGGACUCUUUUUUGGUCUUCCGAGCCCUCUGCAAACUAAGUCAUAAAGUUCUUGGCCACGAGCAGCAACAGGACCUCAAAUCGCAAAACAUGCGGUCCAAGAUUCUUUCGUUACAUCUAAUACACUACCUCAUCAACAAUCACAUCGGUACAUUCACUUCUCCAUUAGCAGCAAUCAAGAACAGCUCAAACAGCAACGAAGGCAUGACACUUCUCCAGGCCGUGCGGCCACAUCUCUGUCUGAGUCUGAGUCGCAAUGGGUCCAGCGCUGUUCCACACGUUUUCAAGGUGUGCUGUGAGAUCUUUUGGCUGAUGCUGAAGGACAUGCGGGUUAUGAUGAAGAAAGAGCUGGAGGUGUUUCUGAAGGAAAUAUACUUGGCUAUCCUGGAAAAACGAGCUGCUCCUUCUUUCCAGAAGCAGUACUUCAUGGAAGUUCUGGAAAGAUUAGGAGGCGAUCCUCGUGCAUUGGUCGAGAUUUAUCUCAACUAUGAUUGUGACCGGACCGCAUUGGAGAACAUUUUUCAAAACAUUAUCGAGCAGCUGUCGCGAUACUCCAGCGUGCCAGUUGUUACCAGUGCUGCCCAACAACAGGCAUUCCAGGAGCACCAUACUAAGAUGUCUAGCCUCGGCGCGGACUGGCACCAACGCGGCACUUUACCUCCAUCUCUUACAACAGCUAACAUCACUCCCCCUCCUCAACCAGCGAUGCCAAGCAUUCCGUCAGAAUACGUUCUGAAAGUUCAAGCUCUCGAGAGCCUGGUAGAGAUACUGCGGUCGCUUGACAACUGGGGCUCGCAGCGCCUGGACGAUCAACCGGCUCAAUCAGCUGCCCCAUCCAAAUCGAUGGAUAAUUCGCGCGAGUCUCUCGACACUAAUGUCCUUGUUUCCCCUCGCCCGGAAGCCAUCGAGGGAGGAACUGGCCGAUCUACUCCCAUACCAGAUGACGACCCGAACCAGAUUGAGAAGGUCAAGCAGCGGAAGAUCGCCCUAAUGAACGCUAUUCAGCAAUUCAAUUUCAAGCCGAAACGUGGCAUUAAACUUCUUCUUUCAGAGGGAUUCAUUCGUUCGGAUUCCGCAGAAGAUAUCGCUAGCUUCUUGUUGCGUAAUGAACGCCUUGACAAGGCCGUCCUGGGUGAAUACUUGGGCGAAGGAGAACAGGAAAAUAUUGCCAUUAUGCAUCAAUUCGUCGACUUGAUGGAUUUCGCCAAGCGACGCUUCGUGGAUGGUCUUCGAUCAUUCUUGCAGCAUUUUCGUUUGCCCGGAGAAGCCCAAAAAAUCGAUCGUUUUAUGCUCAAAUUUGCCGAACGGUAUACAACUCAAAAUCCCAACGCUUUCGCAAACGCAGAUACCGCCUACGUACUUGCCUACUCGGUCAUUUUGCUCAACACCGAUCAACAUAGUUCAAAAAUGAAGGGGCCUCGAAUGACCAAGGAGGACUUUAUCAAGAACAACAGAGGCAUCAACGACAAUCAAGAUUUACCUUCUGAGUAUUUGAGUGCUAUCUACGAUGAGAUUGGGAGCAAUGAAAUUGUCCUCGAUACCGAACGUGAACACGCUGCCAAUAUUGGCAUUCAGACAUCUACUCCAGCUGGCCUGGCGACCCGUGCCGGUCAGGUCUUUGCCACGGUUGGACGAGACUUACAAGGAGAGAAGUACGCACAAGCUUCCGAGGAAAUGGCCAACAAGACAGAGCAACUCUAUCGCUCCCUCAUCCGAGCCCAGCGUAAGACGGCCGUUCGAGAUGCGCUCUCGCGUUUUAUACCGGCCACCUCGGUUCGUCACGUCGGUUCGAUGUUCAAUGUGACAUGGAUGUCCUUCUUGUCUGGACUGUCUGCUCCAAUGCAGGACACUCAAAAUCUCGAAAUCAUUCGGCUUUGCAUGGAGGGGCUCAAGCUAUCUAUCCGGAUUAGUUGUGCCUUCGACCUAGAGACUCCUCGAGUGGCCUUUGUCACUGCCCUAGCUAAAUUCACUAACCUUGGAAAUGUCAGGGAGAUGAUGGCUAAGAAUGUGGAGGCCCUGAAGACUCUUCUAGACGUUGCUUUGACCGAGGGUAACCACCUCCGUGGCUCUUGGCGAGAGAUUCUCACUUGCGUCAGCCAACUUGACCGAUUGCAGCUACUGAGUGACGGUGUGGACGAAGGUUCACUGCCAGAUGUAUCCCGCGCACCCACAACAUCAUCCGAAAAUGCCUCUCGGAAGUCCAUGCAAGGAUCCCGAAGAUCUCGCCCUCGCUCAGUCGGUGGGCCUGCAGCUUUUCGUAUGGAAAUUGCCAUGGAGAGCCGAUCUGCAGACAUGGUUCGUGGUGUGGAUCGAAUCUUUACCAAUACAGCCAACCUAUCUCAUGAAGCUAUAAUUGACUUUGUUCGUGCCCUGAGCGAAGUCAGCUGGCAAGAAAUUCAGUCCUCUGGGCACAGUGAUUCUCCUCGUACCUACAGUUUACAAAAGCUGGUUGAAAUUAGUUACUACAACAUGACUCGUGUGAGGAUCGAGUGGUCGAAGAUUUGGGAGGUCCUAGGCCAACACUUCAACCAAGUUGGCUGCCAUUCCAACACCACCGUGGUGUUCUUUGCCCUGGAUUCCCUGCGACAGUUGUCCAUGCGCUUCAUGGAGAUUGGUGAGUUGCCAGGCUUCAAGUUCCAAAAGGACUUCCUCAAGCCGUUUGAGCAUGUCAUGGCAAAUAGCACUACCGCUGCCGUUAAGGAUAUGAUCCUUCGCUGUUUGAUUCAAAUGAUUCAGGCUCGUGGUGACAACAUCCGAUCUGGAUGGAAGACUAUGUUUGGCGUUUUUACCGUCGCUGCUCGAGAACCCUAUGAGGGAAUCGUGAACAUGGCUUUUGACCAUGUGACCCAGAUAUAUAAUACUCGGUUUGGGGUUGUGAUCACUCAAGGUGCCUUUGCAGACCUCAUUGUUUGCCUGACGGAGUUUUCAAAGAACUCCAAGUUCCAAAAGAAGUCAUUACAGGCCAUCGAGACGCUCAAAUCCACCAUCACCAAGAUGUUGCGUGCCCCUGAGUGUCCUCUUUCCCACCGUGGAACUCCUGCCCAUCACUUCCAGGAGGAGGGAACCAACCUUGCCAAGCAGCUUACCCGCCAGUCACAGGAGGAGCAGUUCUGGUACCCCAUUCUCAUUGCGUUCCAAGAUGUGCUCAUGACGGGCGAUGAUCUCGAGGUCCGAUCGCGGGCUCUGACAUAUCUCUUUGAAACCUUGAUUCGACAUGGUGGUGACUUUCCUCGAGACUUCUGGGAUGUUCUCUGGCGUCAAUUGCUCUGCCCAAUCUUCGUGGUUCUGCAGUCUAAGUCAGAAAUGUCCAAGGUUCCCAAUCAUGAAGACUUGUCGGUCUGGCUCUCAACCACUAUGAUUCAGGCAUUGCGAAAUAUGAUAACCCUCUUCACUCACUAUUUCGAUUCUUUGGAGUACAUGUUGGGCCGGUUUCUGGAACUGUUGACACUCUGCAUUUGCCAAGAGAACGAUACCAUCGCUCGAAUUGGCAGCAACUGCCUGCAACAACUGAUCCUGCAGAAUGUCUCCAAAUUUCGAGAGCAGCAUUGGACCCAGAUCGUUGGAGCCUUUGUAGAGCUGUUUAGCAAAACCACGGCAUAUGAGCUCUUCACUGCGGCGGCAUCAAUGUCUAAAUUGACGGAUGGACCUGCAACCAAUGGUGACGCUGCACAGUCUACAGAGGUUGUGACCCCUGCAUCGGCUGAAAUUCCUGACUCCUUGCCUGCCAAUGGAUCUCAGAGCAAUGCUUCACUCCAGGAUGCGGGGGACCCCCCAGCGCAAAGCGAGGCACGCGCAGAAUUAGAGGAUUAUCGCCCCCAUGCCGACCCUCAGCCUCAACCUGCCGCUGUUACUGUGGCACGACGUCGGUUCUUCAAUAGAAUCAUCACCAACUGUGUGUUGCAGCUCCUUAUGAUCGAGACGGUUCAUGAACUCUUCUCCAACGAUAAUGUUUAUGCCCAAAUCCCCAGCCACGAGCUUCUGCGGUUGAUGGGCCUUCUAAAGAAGAGUUAUCAAUUUGCCAAGAAGUUCAACGAAGACAAGGAAUUACGCAUGCAGCUCUGGCGUCAGGGAUUCAUGAAGCAACCUCCCAAUCUUCUCAAACAGGAGAGCGGUAGUGCCGCUACCUACGUACAUAUACUUUUCCGGAUGUAUCAUGAUGAGCGCGAGGAGAGACAAAGCAGCCGUGCGGAGACCGAGGCGGCCCUGAUUCCACUCUGUGCCGAUAUCAUUCGCAGCUUCGUUCGUCUUGACGAAGAGUCUCAGCACCGCAAUAUUGUGGCCUGGCGGCCGGUGGUAGUGGAUGUUAUCGACGGUUACAAUAAUUUUCCCCAGAAAGGCUUUGACAAGCAUAUUGAGACCCUUUACCCGCUGGGAGUUGAACUUCUCAGCCGUGAUCUCAGCCCGGAGAUACGCGUCGCGCUGCAAUCUCUUCUCCGCCGGAUCGGCGAAGUCCGCCUGGGAGUGGCUCCGCCAAACCCGCUGGAUGUCCCGAUCAGCCCGCGGAGCUCCGUGUCUCAAAAAGUGUCGCGUCGCGAUAGCCAGGCGACGCCUUGA
Penicillium macrosclerotiorum is the source of this 5799-nucleotide messenger RNA. Its product is annotated as Arf family guanine nucleotide exchange factor SEC7. The transcript has 4 exons. Gene Ontology annotation, biological process: regulation of ARF protein signal transduction. The record is from RefSeq and is a predicted model, not a curated record. The coding region runs from base 1 to 5799 and encodes 1932 amino acids. Gene Ontology annotation, molecular function: guanyl-nucleotide exchange factor activity. NCBI's taxonomy places the organism in Eukaryota, Fungi, Ascomycota, Eurotiomycetes, Eurotiales, Aspergillaceae.